Messenger RNA from Naumovozyma castellii, 4149 nucleotides. It is a transcript of the gene PSK1, whose product is annotated as serine/threonine protein kinase PSK1. Bases 1 to 4149 code for a protein of 1382 amino acids. The transcript has a single exon. The record is from RefSeq and is a predicted model, not a curated record. Lineage: Eukaryota; Fungi; Ascomycota; Saccharomycetes; Saccharomycetales; Saccharomycetaceae.
AUGCCGUAUAUAGGAGCAUCAAACCUUUCGACAAAUUCUUUUAUAAAUUUGAAAGAAAAACAUUCUAUAAAGAACAGGAUAUCGGAGACAGGAUCGCACUCAAAUGCAAAUUCAAAUUCGGGUUCUGUAUCGAUAGCAUCUACCACUGAUACGUUGGGGUCGCCAAAUUUAAAACAAAUAACUAAUAUGGAUAAUUAUCCAACGAGUGAUUUCUCAACAAGUGAUGUAUCAACGCCGCUGAAGCACUCCCUUUCCAAUUCUUCAUCAACAAUGUUUCAUAAACCACCAGUACCUCCUGCCGCAUCAUCAUCACCUCUACCACCAGCACCUUUGGAUGAAAUUAGAGCUUUAUCCUUGGACUCUACUUCUUCAACAAGUAUAGAUAUUGACUCGAAAGAACUUUUCAAUAUACCAAAUGAGUCAACUCACUCAUAUUCUUACAAUCCUUUAUCUCCAAACUCAUUGGCAGUAAGGUUGAGCAUACUAAAAAGGACACUAGAAAUUAUUAUUGGGAAUCCUGCCAUGUUAAGAGAACCUGAUGAAGAUUUAACGUCGAUGCCCACAAAUAAUAGUAGCGUGAAACAUAGUAGAACAAAUACGAGUUCACUUCACAAAAAUACUUCUAAUAAUAAUAAUUAUAAUAAUGAUAAGAUAUUGGAGAGAACUCAAAGUUUAAGCAAUAAUCUCUUCCUUAAUAAUCCUUACUUUCAUGGACGUUCAGAGAGAAGUAAUUCAGUAUCAACUGAAAAGUUGAGGGGAAGAAACGAUUCAAUGGCAAGUAAUAAUAGUAUCGUUAACACUUUAACUGCCCCUACGGCCGCAUUAAAUGCAUUCGUUUCAAAUACAACACCAUCCCUACAGCAACAAGAAACAAAACCUUCGUUAAUACCACCACAUGUAACAAAAGUUAGAUCAAGCAUUAGAAGAGCUAAUUCAUUGGCCUUCUUACCAACAAGUUGGAACAAUUAUGAUACAUCUAUGCGUAGAAUUUCAAAUAGUCAUAGAGAAAAUUCUACUUCUAAUUUGCCAGCAACUUUAAAUUUUAGACACCCCUUUGCUACAAAUAAUGAAACCACACUUAAUAGUGUGGAUAAUGAAUUUGAUGAAGAAAACGAAACUGAAAAUCUAUCUCCAGCUGGUGGUGCAUCCAUAUCCUCACAGGGAGGUAAAACAAACUCGAUCCCUUUUAUGGAUCCUGAUUUGAGUGAUUCAGUGGAAUUAAUAAAUACACAAAGAUCAAAUCUUAUCGCUUUAUUGGAUUUAUUAAAUGAAACUUUAGAGAAUAACGCAUCUCCAACUUCUCCAAGAGCUUCAGAUUUACACAUGAUUUCAUUAUUGAAUAUAAACAAAAUUAUUCUUAAUGGUAAUGAAUCCGGCGAUAGUUACUCAUCCAAAGCAGAUCAACGGUCCCAAGCAUUAAAAAAGACAUUGCUUGAUAGUCUUGCAGAACCAUUCUACGAGCGUACCAUUGUGGAAGAAUCAUUGAUUGAAAGUGAAGAAGCAACAAGGGAAGAAGUAGAUGAUUUUGUUGGUUCAGAUGACGCUGUCGCAUUGGGUGAUAUGAGACCGCAACAGGAUUAUGGUCGUAUAUUAAGAACGUUUACCUCCACAAAGAACUCAGCACCACAGGCUAUCUUUACGUGUACUCUAACCAAUCCUUGGAAAUUUAAAGCAGCUAAUGAUUUAGCCUGUUUGUUAUUCGGGAUUUCAAAGAAUGCAUUGAAGGCAUUGACUUUACUAGAUUUGAUUCAUACUGAUAGUAGGCCAUUCGUAUUACAUAAGAUUUUAUCCACAGAAGGUCAAGAAUUAGUGUUUGCAGGUGAAAUCAUUGGUAUCAUCCAACCAGGUGCAAAUAGUAAUUCAUCGGGUUUAAUCUGGGCCUCAUUUUGGGCCAAGAGGAAAAAUGGUUUGUUAGUAUGUGUUUUUGAAAGAGUUCCUUGUGAUUAUGUUGAUGUGCUAUUAAAUUCAAGUGACUUUUCUGUUGAAAACAUUGUAAAGAAAAGUGGACUAUUAGAUGAAACUGAUUUGAAGAAUACAAACUCAACACAAACUAUAAAUCAUAAUGAAACGCAUCCAAAAUUUGAACUGGGUGUAUUUGAUGAUAAAGAUGAAGAUGAUGAUGAUUCUGAAGAUGAAGAUUCAAUUGCACCAAAGCAAAAGGAAGCGACUAAAACAGUAAAAUUUGCCAACGAUGUACGUGAUCUCGGACAGAUUAGUCAAUCUUUAAAACAAUUAAUUGAAGACGUUUGCGAUGGAAAACUGACGUCACCAGAUGAUGAUUUGUUACCAUUAUCUCUUAGGGUCUCCAAUCAUAUUAAUCAGAAAAGAUAUUUCACUUUAAAUCAUCUUUCAUCAAACAUUCCAUGUGCUGUUUCCUCAUCUAUCUUAGAAAAUGAGUUAAAGUUAAAGAUACAUAGUUUACCAUAUGAAGCAGGUCUUUUUAUUGUGGAUUCUCAUACUUUACAAUUAAUAAGUUUUAACAAGUCCAUAUCCAAGAAUAUGUUUGGACAUCAUUUUUCCGAGUUGGUUGGUAAAUCAAUUACUGAGAUUAUCCCUUCAUUUGCCAAGUUAAUGGAUUACCUUAAGAAGAAAUUUCCACACUUAGAUGUUAAUACAUCAAGAAAUCAAGGGUUGGUCUUAACAGAACAUUUCUUCAGAAAGAUGCAAGCAGAAAUGCUUGGUGAUCCAAGCAGUUUCUACACUUCUGUAGGUAUUGAUGGUCGCCAUCAGGAUGGUCGAACCAUUAAAGUCGAUUUCCAAUUACGUGUUAUGAAUGCAAACGUCAUUCUGGUUUGGAUUACUCAUUCAAGAGAAGUGGCAUUAGCUGAUUAUUCCACAACUCCCUCCCAAUUACAAAUGUUAAAGGAAAAAGAUCUUUCAGUCUUUGGAAGUACGAGUAGCUCAAAUAUUUCAUCAAAGAAAUCCUCUGGUAAAUAUUCUAUUGGAUCAAUUGAUGAUAGAACUAGCCUUUCUGUUAAUACAAGUCAUGAUAGUAAAUCGAGACUUGAAGUGACAACUAAUAGAACGAUGUCUGACAUUGGUUCUGUAGACGAUGAAGAUGAAAUUGAUGAUACCGGCAGUGAAAUAAUGGUCGAAGAUCCGGAGACUAAACAUAAAUUAGAGUUGGCCAAGAUAUAUUCCAGAAACAAGUCACAAUUUGUUAAGGGUAAUUUUAAAGUCGAUGAAUAUUUAAUUAAGAGUAAAUGCUUUUCAGAAACAGGAUCAACAACAACCUUGGAAGAAGAUGUUCCAUCGGAUACAUCAUCUCCGCCAAAUGAAGUGACUGCAGAACCUCAAACAACAUUCUUACGCAAGCCAGCAAAGAAGAUUGGUAGUGAAAAGCAUAUCAAAAAGUUUUCUGAUUUCUUAAUUCUACAAAAGAUGGGUGAAGGUGCCUAUGGUAAAGUAAAUAUGUGUAUCCACAAGGUGAAGAAAUAUAUUGUUGUCAUCAAGAUGAUUUUCAAAGAAAGAAUCUUGGUAGAUACAUGGGUUAGAGAUAGACAAUUAGGUACUAUUCCAUCAGAGAUUCAAAUUAUGGCAACCUUAAAUAAGAAACCACAUGAUAACAUCCUGAGCUUAUUAGAUUUCUUUGAAGAUGAUGAUUAUUAUUAUAUCGAAACACCCGUUCAUGGUGAAACCGGUUGUAUUGAUUUAUUUGAUUUGAUUGAGUUUAAAACAAAUAUGACCGAGUUUGAGGCAAAACUAAUUUUUAAGCAAAUUGUAUCCGGAAUUAAACAUUUACAUGAUCAAGGUAUUGUGCAUAGAGAUAUCAAAGAUGAGAAUGUGAUUGUUGAUUCAAAAGGGUGUGUUAAGAUUAUUGAUUUUGGUUCCGCUGCAUACGUUAAGAGUGGGCCAUUUGAUGUCUUUGUUGGUACCAUUGAUUAUGCAGCACCUGAAGUGUUAAGUGGUGAACCAUACGAAGGUAAACCUCAAGAUAUCUGGGCAAUUGGUAUCUUGUUGUACACGAUCGUCUUUAAAGAAAAUCCAUUUUACAAUAUCGAUGAAAUCUUGGAAGGGGAAUUAAAGUUUAAUAAUUCCAACGAUAUCAGUGAAGAUUGUAUUGAGUUGAUUAAGAAGAUCCUUAUUAGAUCAGUUCCAAAGAGACCUUUAAUUGAAGAGAUUUUCAAUGAUAAAUGGUUAAUCCUCUGA